Ceratotherium simum simum (southern white rhinoceros) is the source of this 2314-nucleotide messenger RNA. It is a transcript of the gene RNASEL, whose product is annotated as ribonuclease L. Lineage: Eukaryota; Metazoa; Chordata; Mammalia; Perissodactyla; Rhinocerotidae. The record is from RefSeq and is a predicted model, not a curated record. Gene Ontology annotation, molecular function: RNA nuclease activity; RNA binding; protein binding. Gene Ontology annotation, biological process: negative regulation of viral genome replication; mRNA processing; protein phosphorylation.
UUUCUAAGAGCUCAUCUCUCUGAUCAAGUACCAAGGAGAUAAAUUUUCAUUUUCUCAAAGAAAGGGCAAAAAGUUCUAGCCAGUGGUAUUUACCAUCAUGGAGACCAAGAGCCAUAACAACCCCCAGGAGAGACCCACACGCUCCAGCAACAGGAGGGUUUCGGUGGAAGACAAUGUUUUGUUGAUUAAAGCUGUGACAGAAGGAGACAUUGAGCUGGCCCGCCAAUUGCUGGAAAGAGGAGCUGAUGUCAAUUUCCAGGAAGAGCAAGGAGGCUGGUCGCCUUUGCAUAAUGCAGUACAAAACUGCAGGGAGGACAUCGUGGAGCUUCUGCUCCACCAUGGUGCUGACCCUUGCCUGAGGAAGAGGAAUGGGGCCACUCCCUUCAUCGUUGCUGGGAUUGUGGGAAGUGUGGAGCUGCUCAAACUUUUCCUGUCUAAAGGAGCAGAUGUCAAUGAGUGUGAUUUUCACGGCUACACAGCUUUCAUGGAGGCUGCUGUGUACGGUAUGGUCAACGCCUUAAGAUUCUUGUAUGAGAAUGGGGCAGAGGUGAAUUUGAGUCGAAAGACAAAGAAAGAUCAAGAGAGGCUUAGGAAAGGAGGGGCCACAGCUCUCAUGGAUGCUGCUGAAGAAGGACACGUAGACGUCUUGAAGAUCCUCCUUGAUGAGAUGGGGGCAGAUGUCAAUGCCCGUGACAAUAUGGGCAGAAAUGCUUUGUUCCGUGCUCUUCGGAACUCCGAGAAUAGGAAUGUGGAGGUCGUUACUCGCCUUCUGCUGGACCACGGGGCUGAUGUCAAUGUGAGAGGAGAAGGAGGGAAGACGCCUCUGAUCCUGGCAGUGGAAAAGAAGCACUUGGGUUUGGUGCAGAUGCUUCUGGAACAAGAAUGUAUAGAGAUUAAUGACACAGAUAGCGAGGGCAAAACAGCACUGCUGUUUGCUGUCCAACUCAGACAGAAGGAAAUUGCGCAGUUGCUGUGCGACAAAGGAGCCAGCACGGAUUGUGGGGAUCUUGUUAGGAUAGCGAAGCGCAAUUACGACAAUGACCUUGCAAGUUUUCUUCUCCGUCGUGGAGCCAGAGAAGAUUUUCACCCUCCUGAUGUAGACUGGAAGGCUCAGAGCUCACGUUGGGGGACAGCCCUGGAACAUCUCCAUAGUAUGUACCGCCCUAUGAUUGGCAAACUCAAAAUCUUUAUUGAUGAGGAAUAUAAAAUUGCUGACACUUCUGAAGGGGGCAUCUAUCUGGGGUUCUAUGAAGAGCAGGAAGCAGCUGUGAAGCGAUUCUGUGAAGGCAGCACACGUGGACAAAAGGAAGUGUCCUGUCUGCAGAGCAGUCGAGCGAACAGUAACUUGGUGACAUUCUAUGGGCGUGAGAGCCACAGCGGCUGUCUGUAUGUGUGCCUCGCCCUCUGUGAGCAGACACUGGAGGAGCUCUUGGCCACGCGUGGAGAGGAGGCUGUGGAAAAUGAGGAAGAUGAGUUUGCUCGAAACAUCCUCUUGUCUGUAUUUAAGGCUGUCGAAGAACUCCACCUGUGGUGUGGAUACACUCACCAGGAUCUGCAGCCACAAAACAUCUUAAUAGAUUCCAGGAAUGCUGUUUGCCUGGCAGAUUUUGAUAAAAGCAUCAAGUGGUCUGGCGAGCCACAGGAAAUCAAGAGAGAUCUAAAGGCCCUUGGACUGCUGGUCCUGUAUGUUGUAAGGAAGGGAGCCAUCUGUUUUGAGACGCUGACAACUCAAAGUUAUGAAGAGGUGAUUCGACUUUCUUCAGACGCGGUGACUCAGGACCUCAUUUAUCACCUGUUCUACCCUGGGGAAAAUGUGAAGGACCAUCUGAGUGGCCUGCUGGAUCAUCCCUUCUUUUGGAGUUGGGAGAGCCGCUAUAGGACCCUUAGGAAUGUGGGAAAUGAAUCUGACAUCAAAACGAGAAACGCUGAAAGCAAGAUCCUCCGACUACUGCAACCUGGUGAACGUUCCACAAGUUUUGCCCAGUGGACUCAUGAGAUUGACAGCUGUGUCAUGAAAAAGAUGAAUAAGUUUUAUAAAGAAAGACGCAAUGUCUAUCAGGACACUGUGGGUGAUCUGCUAAAGUUCAUCCGGAACGUUGGAGAACACAUUGAUGAGAAAAGGAAUGAAGAGAUGAAGUCGAGAAUUGGAAUACCUUCCCACUAUUUUCAGAAGAAAUUUCCUGAUCUGAUCAUCUACGUCUAUACGAAACUACAGAACACAGAAUACAGAAAGCAUUUUCCAAAACACAGUUCAAACAAGCCUUGGUGUGAGGGAGGCAGUGGUGGUCAGCACUUGAGUGUUGCUGAGCCCUGA